This is a messenger RNA of Peniophora sp. CBMAI 1063, 558 nucleotides long. The record is from the annotation of a GenBank genome assembly. NCBI's taxonomy places the organism in Eukaryota, Fungi, Basidiomycota, Agaricomycetes, Russulales, Peniophoraceae.
AUGACCGUGUCUGAGGCUGUGCCAGCCUAUGCACCACUCUCGCGCACGACGGAGUUCGAGCGCCGGCCCAGCGCCGGCCAGCUGGUCGAGAACUUUCCCGCAUCUGUUGUCUAUUACAUCGGCUUUCGUUCCACGAUGACAGCCGAAGAAUAUGAACCACCGAUUAUCGGAUCUUCUGAGGAAUCCACAGUCAUGAUUGGGAACUCGCAGCCCAGUAUACUCGAUGCUGCUGAGCAGGCGUAUGCUACUUACAAGAAGAUGUGGGACAUGUCCUGCCUUGACAUUGCGAUAGCCCUGUUUCAGCGAGCGAUAGACAUUGCUCCCAGCCCAUAUCUGCUAGGAGAGCUGGGACACUGUCUGAGUCUUGUUUACGAAGCGCGAGGCGACGUUGCCGACCUCCAAAGGGCCAUCUUAGCUGAAUACGAGGUUCUCCGGCUCGUUCCAGACAGCCAGCCGAUCAAGGCUUUGCGUCUCAACAAUUUCAGCUCCUCCCUGCGAAAACGUUACAAACGCCUCGGCACGCCCAACGAUCUCGAAGUGGCAAUACAUCUGCAAUAG